Molecule: messenger RNA, 1588 nt
Organism: Salpingoeca rosetta
Lineage: Eukaryota; Choanoflagellata; Craspedida; Salpingoecidae
Product: cytochrome b5 type B
Exons: 5
Coding region: 77-697 (206 amino acids)
Cellular component (GO): membrane; intracellular membrane-bounded organelle
Molecular function (GO): heme binding
Source: RefSeq, a predicted model, not a curated record
CCACACACCACCACCAACCAUCACGCAAGCGCAAACGCUGCUGGCGUCGCACUUGCUACAUUUUGUGGUGUUUGGAAUGGUUUGGAGCAUAAAAUUUCCGGGGAAACCCACCAUCUGCGUGACUGCUCAAAAAGCACAGCUUGUGCGGGCAAAACACCAGCAAGCCAAGCAAGCCAAAGAAGAAGAAGGAGCAACAAGCAGCAACCACAAAACACCACGUGUGGACACCAGCCAGCAUAUCCAAGCCGCCAAGCACACCAACCAGCACCAACCACCACCUUCCCUUCCCACAACCACACCUGCCACCAUGUCCAAGACCAUCUCCUAUGCCGAGGUCGCCAAGCACAACACCAACGAGUCGUGCUACAUGGUCAUCCACGACAAGGUGUACGAUGUCACCAAGUUUCUUAUCGAGCACCCUGGUGGUGAGGAAGUCAUGAUGGACUACGCAGGCAAGGACGCCUCCGAGGGUUUCGAGGAUGUUGGUCACAGCGAGGAUGCCCGCGAGCAACUCAGUGACUUUGUCAUUGGCGAGCUUCCUGCAGAUGAGAAGGGCCAGGCCGCCACAGAAUCGAACAUCGCACCACAGGCACCAUCCCGCGCCCAGGCCUCGAGCGAUGGAUCUUGGUUCCUCUACGUUGCGCUCGCCGCGGUUGUUGCCGGUGCCGGUGUUGCGUACUUCUACUUCAACAAGUGAACCAACAAGCUGGCUUGACUGAAACUGAUACUCGAGUGUCGCUUCAGGCCCGCAAGCCUCCCUUCCCCCCUUUGUUGACUCAGGAUGAUCAUCAUACUUGCCCCCCCCCUCCUUUCUUGCCUUUCUCGCUCCAGCUUGCUUUAAUUCUGCUUUACUCGCUCCACCUUUCCUCCGUUUCGGUCGGGCGCAUAUGCCCUUCCUUUUCCGUGCGCUCGUGCCUGUGUGUGGAUGUGUGUGUUUGUGCGCGCUUUUGCUUUUGCUUGUGUGUUGUGUGCUUGUGUGCUGUGUGCUGUGUGUGUGUUGUCUGUGCGAGGCAAGGCCCUACAAUGGCGUUGCCUGUUCUUCUUUCGCAGCUGUUCUCAUGCGUCUUAGCCAGUUAGCCAGUUCGCAAGCAUGUAUGCACCCCCUUACUUCCCAUGCUUCUCUCUCCUCCCUUGAUGCCCCACAAUACGGCCACACAUGCAGCUGCACAUUUCACUCGCAGCCCCUGUGCUGCCAUUGAGGCGGUGGGUGGCCUGGGUUGGGUUGAUGUUUGGUUCCUUUUGUAGCGGUGCGGCUUGAGACCUCCCUCACCCUCAACCCCGCCUGCUUUCCCCUCCUUCCUUUGUGUGCGUGUGAGCAUGUGCGCGUCGCCCAGCCCCGCUUGCCUCGUGCGUGUUGUGGUGGCUCGACCAAUGCCGUAUGCGCCCUUUGACUUCGAACCCGACCAGCGGAUGCCUGUUGGAUUGGGUUUGUUUGUGCCCUUGCAUGUUUGUGCAUGUGUGUUCGUGCGUGUUGUGUGUGUGUGUGUGCGUGUUCUAGGUGUCUUUCUCCCCUCUUUCUCUCUCUCUUGCUUGUGAUUGACGACAUUACAUACAUACUACGACAGACAACCAAUAACAGUCAUCCUGC